AUGUCUCUACCAUGGCUGAGCCAACCGGUCAUGCUGCACUCUAGCCGCGAUGCUGGAGCUUGCUCUAUGACACCAGAGCAAUGUGCUUUCAAGACUAGUGACUGGGUGUUUUGGUACGAGGCUGAUCAUCGAUACGGACUACCUACUGUUGCUUUCUUCGUAACGGCAAUAUUGCUCGCAGUUAUUGCGAGCUUUGCCUCGACAUACGCUCCAACAUCGUGGAGAGGCAACACGUUAUGGCUAAGGAUAUUGUCAUCAGGCCGUCUCUUGUCCUACAAGAGCUGGCGGCUUGGUUUCUGGAACUCGCAGCCUCUAGGCACAUACCUGGUUGGCGCUGCAGGUGCUGUGUUCUUCUUAGCCAUGACACUUGGCCCACAGCCAUACUACUGGCCUAACACGAAACAACUGAGCUUCGGAAACUCACCGCCGAUUGCCACUCGUGCAGGCUACAUGGCUUUGGCAUGUAUGCCAUUUCUUUUCAUUUUAGGCGCGAAGGCGAACCCGAUCUCAGCCCUGACCGGUAUAUCCCACGAGAAACUCAAUAUCUGGCAUAACUGGGUGGCAUGGGCUAUGUUUGUACUAGCACUGGUCCAUACGUUUCCCUUCAUCGUUUUCCACAUCUGGAAAGGCGACAUCGUCAAGCAGUGGAAUGAUGGAGGCAUAUGGGUUACAGGCGUCAUUGCUAUCCUAGCUCAAGCAUGGUUGACCUUCAUGUCUAUUCGUUGGGUCCGG
Molecule: messenger RNA, 732 nt
Organism: Colletotrichum acutatum
Lineage: Eukaryota; Fungi; Ascomycota; Sordariomycetes; Glomerellales; Glomerellaceae
Exons: 3
Biological process (GO): iron ion transport; copper ion import; intracellular iron ion homeostasis
Cellular component (GO): plasma membrane
Molecular function (GO): ferric-chelate reductase activity
Source: RefSeq, a predicted model, not a curated record